Molecule: messenger RNA, 2210 nt
Organism: Daphnia carinata
Lineage: Eukaryota; Metazoa; Arthropoda; Branchiopoda; Diplostraca; Daphniidae
Product: urocanate hydratase-like
Exons: 14
Coding region: 129-2141 (670 amino acids)
Biological process (GO): L-histidine catabolic process
Molecular function (GO): urocanate hydratase activity
Source: RefSeq, a predicted model, not a curated record
UUCCCCAAGCAAGGCCAGUGGUUCACACAACAUCUAGCACGUCAGUUGCUGUCUGGCCGUCCUUGCACGCGUACACAAGUGUUUCGAAAACAAUAACAGCAUUUUGAGUUUUUUUUCAUCAUCCAAACAUGUCUACGCUGGAUGAAUUGUGCUCAAACUUGCCCGUCGAUCCACUACCACCGGCCAGGAAACGAAAUGCAGCCAUACCGCACGCUCCUGUUCGCAAUCAUCGACUCAACCCAACAGAGCAGAAGUUGGCCGUACGCAAUGCGUUGCGUUACUUCCCACCUGCUACGCACGUUGAACUUGCAGCGGAAUUUACGGAUGAAUUGCGAGACUACGGCCACAUUUACAUGUACCGCUUCAUGCCGACGAUUGCUAUGAAAGCUUAUCCGAUAUCGGAGUACCCUAGCCGGACUAAGACGGCGGCCGCCAUUAUGCAUAUGAUUAUGAAUAACCUCGACCCCCGCGUCGCCCAGUUUCCCGAAGAGUUGGUCACUUACGGAGGCAACGGUCAAGUUUUUUCCAAUUGGGCCCAAUUCCGGCUGGUGAUGCACUAUCUCGCUGAAAUGACGGAUGAGCAGACCCUCGUCAUGUAUUCUGGACAUCCGCUCGGAUUGUUUCCUUCCACCCGUCACGGCCCUCGGGUGGUCAUCACUAACGGCAUGGUCAUUCCGAAUUACUCGAGUCGCGAUCACUACGACAAAAUGUUCGCCCUAGGAGUCACAAUGUACGGCCAAAUGACGGCCGGCAGUUACGUUUACAUCGGACCCCAAGGCAUCGUUCACGGCACAACUUUGACUGUGCUGAACGCUGGCCGCAAAUACCUCGGCCUGAACGAUCUUUCGGGCAAGGUCUUCCUCACGUCGGGUCUUGGCGGAAUGAGUGGGGCUCAAGCGAAGGCGGCUACAAUCAGCGGAUGCGUCGGCAUCAUCGCCGAGGUCAGUUACGACGCGCUGAAGAAACGCUACGAUCAAGGCUGGGUACUGGAAAUGAUGGACGAUGUCGAUCGGUUGGUGGAACGCGUCAAAACCGCCCGUCUCAACAAAGAAGUGACGAGCAUCGGAUUCCACGGCAACGUCGUCGUCGUCUGGGAGAGAAUGGCCGAGGAGUACGAGAAGACGGGCGAGCUGCUCAUCGACCUCGGCUCGGAUCAAACGUCGUGCCACGACCCGUACUCUGGCGGCUACUACCCUGUCGGAUUGUCUUAUCAAGAGUCGCAAGAUCUCUUAGCGAGCGAUCCGCAACUCUUCCGGCAGCGCGUUCAAGACAGUCUCCGCCGCCAAAUCAAAGCCAUUAACUCGCUAGCUGAUCGUGGCAUGUUUUUCUGGGACUAUGGCAACGCCUUUCUGCUCGAGGCUCAACGUUGCGGUGCCGACGUCAGCGCUCGUGAUGAUCCGACGGGCCUCAAAUUCCGAUAUCCGUCUUAUGUCCAGGACAUAAUGGGGGACAUUUUCUCGCUGGGUUUCGGUCCGUUUCGCUGGAUCUGCACGUCCGGAUUGGAACGGGAUCUAGAAGUGACGGAUAGGAUCGCCCAGGAGGUGUUGGAGACCAUCGUUCGAGAGGGAUUACCUGAUAACAUUGCCGUCCAAUAUGACGAUAACAUCAAGUGGAUCAAAGAAGCCGGAAAGAAUCGGUUAGUGGUCGGAUCGCAAGCCAGGAUUCUAUACGCGGAUCAAAGAGCCCGGGUCACCAUUGCCCUGGCGUUCAACCAAGCCAUUCGAGAGGGCAAAGUGUCUGACUUUAUCGUACUCAGCCGUGAUCAUCAUGACGUCAGCGGGACUGAUAGCCCUUUCAGGGAGACUUCCAAUAUCUAUGACGGUUCUGCCUUCACUGCAGAUAUGGCCGUUCAGAAUUGCAUCGGCGAUUCUUUUCGAGGUGCAACUUGGGUCUCUCUGCAUAAUGGCGGUGGGGUCGGUUGGGGUGAAGUGAUGAAUGGUGGAUUCGGAUUGGUGCUGGAUGGCUCGGACGAGGCUCAUCAACGCGCUGAAAAUAUGCUCAAUUGGGACGUAUCUAACGGAGUCGCUCGAAGGAGCUGGUCAGGCAAUGCGAAUGCCAUUCAGGCCAUACAGAGAGCUAUGGCAGCUGAUCCUAGAUUGAAAGUGACUCUGCCCAACCCAGUGGACGAGACGGCCUUUUGAAUGAUGGGGAAUUGGCAUUCCGAUGAGCGUAAUAACAUUUCAUUUUAAAUCGUUCCAAUAACAGUAGUG